GAUUUCCUAACGGGUCCCUGCUAAUUCCAUGCCAAAACUAGCAGUGGAUUUCUUCCUUUUAAUCUCCCCUAAUGCCUUAUUCGAUUAUUGUCACUGCUCUCCGACCGCGCACCGUCCCUCCAAGCCCUGAUUCCCCCCCUGGAACAGUCGGAUGAGGCUGAGCGGCGGUGGCGAAGCCAAAGGACACGCACGGCCACGGACUCCCCCCGCCUCCCCAGCCCCGGCAGAGGGACCAGAGGGGACCCGAGGAUGAGCCCCGACACCGGCUCCAGCUGACGGCUCUGAGGGCACCCGAGCGUCCUCGCAUCGCAGCCGAGGCAUGGCUCUGCUCCUCGCCUGGCUGUGCGUGGCUGCGAGCAUAGAGAAGGUGGUGGGAGCCCAGGAUGAAUCGGUGGACCUCUACUCAGAAAACGUGACUCGGAUCCUGGACAAGCUGUUGGAUGGCUACGACAACAGGCUCCGACCAGGAUUUGGAGGCGCUGUGACCGAAGUCAAAACAGACAUCUACGUGACCAGCUUUGGGCCGGUGUCCGACGUGGAGAUGGAAUACACAAUGGAUGUCUUCUUUCGGCAGACAUGGACUGAUGAGAGGUUGAAGUUUAGUGGGCCAACUGAAAUUUUGAGACUGAACAAUUUAAUGGUCAGUAAAAUUUGGACACCAGACACAUUUUUUAGAAAUGGAAAAAAAUCAAUUGCUCAUAAUAUGACAACUCCUAACAAACUUUUCAGAAUUAUGCAGAAUGGAACUAUUCUUUAUACAAUGAGACUAACCAUUAAUGCUGAUUGUCCUAUGCGGUUGGUGAACUUCCCUAUGGAUGGACAUGCUUGUCCAUUGAAGUUUGGAAGCUAUGCUUAUCCAAAAAGUGAAAUAAUUUACACAUGGAAAAAAGGACCCCUGCAUUCAGUAGAAGUACCACAGGAGUCUUCCAGUCUCCUCCAGUAUGACCUCAUAGGACAAACUGUGUCUAGUGAAACAAUUAAAUCUAACACAGGUGAAUAUGUAAUCAUGACAGUUUAUUUCCACUUGCAAAGGAAGAUGGGCUACUUCAUGAUACAGAUAUAUACUCCAUGCAUUAUGACAGUCAUUCUUUCUCAGGUGUCUUUCUGGAUUAACAAGGAAUCUGUUCCAGCCAGAACGGUUUUUGGUGAAUAUUCACUUCAGCUGCUCUAUUUCCAUCUUCAAAGGAAAAUAGGCUACUAUCUCAUUCAGACAUACAUUCCAUGCAUCAUGACUGUAGUCCUGUCUCAGGUUGUGUUUUGGAUCAACAAAGAAUCUGUUCCAGCAAGAACCGUAGCUGGAAUCACUACAGUUCUAACAAUGACCACUUUAAGCAUCAGCGCACGCCAUUCUUUGCCCAAGGUGUCCUAUGCUACCGCCAUGGAUUGGUUCAUAGCUGUGUGCUUUGCCUUUGUCUUCUCUGCACUUAUUGAGUUUGCAGCUGUCAACUACUUUACCAAUCUUCAGACUCAGAGAGCAAUGAGGAAGGCAGCCAGGGCAGCAGCACUGGCAGCAGCGCUAUCAGCAGCAACCGUACCGGCAGAGGACGAGAUUGUCUCGCAUUCUGACUCCAACUGUAACCUGAAGAAGCGAGUAAACUCUGUAGCAUCUCAGGCAGAUCAGUCUCCUGAAGCCAGCAUAAUAUCCAAUAGUGCAUCCCAGUGUCAACCAGUGUGUGUUCCUCCACCAGCCCCACCGCCGCCACCACUACCACCCAUUGGAGGCACAAGUAAAAUAGAUCAGUAUUCAAGGAUCCUCUUUCCAGUGGCAUUUGCAGGAUUCAACCUGGUGUACUGGGUUGUUUAUCUUUCAAAAGACACUAUGGAAUUUUUUGAACCUACUGCAAUGCAUCUUCGAAAUGACCCUCUGUCCAACUGAGGAACAGCUCAAGAUUUCAAAGAAAUCACUGAAGGUCAUAUAGGGUUGAAGGGACUUCAAGGGAUUUGUUUAUCCACAGGUGCUCUCAAUUUUCAAACAGGGAAUAUUUAUAUUGAACAUCACCUGGAAAAACUCUGGACAAAUCAAGAAGAUCAACGCAGGGUUCUAACAGUACUUUAAGAUUUCUUACACUGAUUCUACUGUAAACGUUCUUUUUUUAAUUGGUUUGUUCAAUUGUCAAAGAAAAUAUGUAUUUGUUCUAAUUCUGUUAUAAAUAAUUGAAUGUUUGCAUUGAUAUAAUACAUCAAGAACAGGAUUAUUUUUUUAAAUACAAUAAGGAUUGCUAAGAUAAGCCUGAUUCUGAACUGGUAUAACUUGGCAUGGUUUCACCAAAAGGUUCGAAGCUGUACUGAUCUGCAGUGCUUGAAAUCUACCCAAAAUAAUGUUAAGAAAUGCUAUCAAAGGGAGCUGCAUACCCAUCAUGUUUUCGUGACUCUUUUACAGAAAAGAUGAAUAAUGAAUUCUAUUUUCUUUAAUUUCAUCUCCUGUAAUUUAAGGUAAUAUUUAUAAAGAACACGAUAUAAGAAACUAUUGUUAAUAUACUUUACCUCAUUAGUUAUGAUAGUGUAACCUUUUCUGUUGAGAGUGACCACGGAAGUACAACCAGACUAAUAAGCAAUUUCUUGGCAGGAUCUAGAAAUGCAGAAGCGAGAUACUCAGGGAGUUUUCAAGGUCUAAAGCUGAACAGACAGAAAAACGCAGCUACCCAUCACGCUAAGUGCAAGCCUCCAGCUCCAGGGAACCUCCUGAAAGCAAGUCUUGAUAGCUAGUUAGGGAACAAGCUGCAUGUUAUCUAGUUGAUGCUUCUGAACUGCCCAUAGCAAACUCCCUAGAAUUUUUGUCUAGAGGCAAAGUACUGUCAGCACAUUCAGAGUUUAAAGAUAACAGUAUUUUAAUUUAUUUGUCACUCUCAACACAAACAGUCACAGUUUUUUUUUUCUCCUAUUUCACAGUCAUAUAUUAUUUUAUUGUAUAUUCACCCUUCACCUCCAUAAUCCUUCUUAAGAAUGUAAUCAGGAAAGAUAUGCCUAAUCAAAUGAAACCCAAGCCAAUUUUGUUGCAGGUGUAAUGGACACUGAUGGGAGUCAAAAGCACACAGAGAAGUAUUACAUGCAGCCACAUAAAAAUUAAAGAUGCCUAUCUUGAAAUUAAUCGUAGUACAUUAAAAUUAGAUUAAUUUUAACAGACACAUGAAAUUCUGCUUUGUUUCAGGAAAUCCAGGGCCUUUCGAUUUGUGUAAAUAAACAUCUUAAUCACUGUGAGAAAUAUUUAGGGGCUGACUAAUUGACUCCAGUAAGUUAUCAGCAGUUUUAUUGGCACUGUAACAAUUUUGACUCCCUGGUGACCUAGCUCCAGCUGUUCUCCUCCUCCUUUUUCAAGAGGAGUGUACAGCUUUUACUAGUGUUGUAGCUGGAUGGAACAUUUGAGAUCACUUUGUGUACUCAUUGUUAACCUCAAAGAGCUUGGAUGGGGACAGUUUAAGUAGAUUCGAGUCAAUAAUAACUACUGUUUGCACAGAGAUGUCAUGUUUGCAAUUUUCUUUUCCUGACCGGCUGCAGGCUAGCACACUUGGAUGUAUUUGUAAGUGCACUGAAUUCUUUCUUAAUUUUGCUUUGAAACUACAAUUGUGACAAUUUUUCCUAUUUUCAGCCUUUAUACGCUAUUUUUUUAAAAAGUAAAAUAUGGGCACUGGUCAAGUAUUUUAUAGUUUGUAAAUACAUCUUACUUUGCAAAAAGCAAAUUGCGCUGUAGGGACCAGAGGUUAUUUUUUCAGUAUAAGUGUACUCAUCCUUGAUUCACUGACAAAUAUCUACAGUUUUUCAGAGUACUUAAAAAUUAGUUUAUGCACAAAAUGAAAAUGUUUAAAAGCUAUGGGGGGAAAAAAGUGACACUUAAGCUAAAUUUUUUGUCUGAUUUUUGUUUAAAAGAAAUCUAAAUAUGAAUUUACAGCAUAUGCAGAGAAUUACUAAGUAGUCACUAUUUCCUUGGAGCAUAGUGAUUCAGUUUAUAAAAUAGCGGUAACUUCCUGGUUAGGAAGCUAUAUCAGCACCUUAGAAAGGUACUAGCAGCUCAUGGUAUUUAACUGCACAUUUCAACAUGACCAUAAAGACUGCUUAUCUUUUUUUCAAAGGAGCUUUUCACGUGGAAAACACAGAGGAGGGAUGGUUCUCCACAUCUUUUUGAAUGGUAGGAAGGGAGUAUGUAUUUUUCCUACUACAUGAUUUGUAGAGACACAGGUGUAAUCAAUAAUAAUGUAAAUAAUGUCAACUUAUAUAUUAGAAUAAAUGUAAUUACUUACAAUUAAUGUCAGUUUUUGACAGUCCUGGCUAUGCUCAAACACUAACCAAAUAAGCAAUACAGUAAAAAGAGCAGAUAAAUAAAAAAGGUUUAUACACAUAUAUGUAUAUAUUUAUAUAUGCUUAUAUACAUAUGUAUUUCUGUAGAAAAAUAUAAAUAAUAUACAUUUCUGUAUUUAAUACAAAUUUUAAGGAAAUUAAGGGAUAUGGGUUUCUUCCUGUAUUUAGGACUGUAUUGCAAUAGGAAGAGCAGGAGCUAAAGUUGCUGUAAGAUGGGAAUUUGUAUAUGCAAAACAGGACACUGCGGGGGAGAAGACAGGCGGUUACCUUGAGCUAUCGCACUCUGGUAUUACAUUAUUCAACACUGACCUAACUUUCUGUGUAUCCCAGUAGAAAGACUGCUCUGGUUUUAGCCCACAAGCUCCUCAAAGGGACAGAGUAUAGCUUAAAUUCAUCUUUAGCAUCUUCUGCUUGAUCUUCUGCAAGAAACAGAACUAAGAACGCAGUUAUAGUCAUAGUACAGUAGAAUCCUCAAUUACCUAUUAGUCUUUAUUUUAUUCAUCUGUGUUUUUCUUGUCUCCCCCUCUUUUUUUUAAUAACUUCUAAACCAAAAUAUAAAUCCAGCAGUUUUAAGAUAUAGAAACUAUGCAACAGCACACUAGAUCAGCCCUGAAACCAUCCACUACUGUGCUCAAAAGAUAGCCCUCAACAGAAACUAAAGCAAGAGUUGAACAAAUCGCAGAAAUGUGAAGAUGAAAGUCCUCAACACUUUUGAUACAGCAUACACUGUCCUGUGUUUUGAUACUUUGAUGCAUCCUGUCACUUUUCUAACUCAAGGCCUUUCUCUUAUACAUACGCAAAGUUCAGAGGUGAUUGUCAUCGCUUACCUCAUUAUGUUCCUAUUUAUCUUCCAGUUCGUGACAAGGAAAGCAUUUCUCAUCAACUUUCUUUAUAGAAGUCAUUCUUACAGAAUUUUCCUCUAAUUAGUAAGUAAUCAAAGCUUUCAACUCUCUGCAUAAAUGCUGUCUGUCACCUGGGUUUAUGGAGAAACCUGUGAAGAAAAAGUCCUUAUCCACAGACAGAAUGAGUAGAAACUGAAGGAGGAAACUCUUUUGUUCUGCAUCACUACUUCAACAGAAUUGUCACUCAGCCAUGGCUGGACUGGUGCUUGCCUACAAAGAAUAAAGAGCCACAGUUCCUGUCAGACAGCACCUUGAUGCAAGCAAUAGCGAUUGAGUGUCAAAGUACAUUGGAAGCAGAAGUUAGUGGCAAAUCACAAACUAGUCUGAGCCGUGCUUUCUAGGAUGCAAGUCUUAAAACAGAAUGUUUGAACAUGAAAAAUGAAAGAAUCUCAAGAAACCAAAAGUAUCCGCACAACUGUAAAGUAGAAAACAGAAUUCCAUACAUCUUGAGAGUGGCUUUAUCAAACAAACUAUUCUUAAUCCUUUCCAAACCCAAAAUAUGUGAUCUAUCAAGCACAGAUGUGGAAAAAAUCCUAGCUGUUGUAUUUAAUGUAGUCAUACAAAAGUAAGGUAACAUGAGUCACUGCAGAACUUCAUAAACCACGUUAGAUGCAUUUUUGCUAAAUCACUUUGCAACACAUUUGGGCUGUUAUCAAAAAGAUCAUUAUAGUUCAUGAAAACAUGAUCUGAUCUCGAUUAUGACUGGACUAUUUUUACUCCAUAAAUAAGGGUUUUAAUAGUUCUAAGGUACUAAAUUCCUUGCAUGUCUUAAGGAGCAAGUAAACCUUCUUUAGGGCACAUAUAGUUACAUAUUCAAGCACUACUGCAAAGGUUUUUCUCCCUACUUCACACCUGCUUUGUUUAUAAUAAUGUUUUCAUAGAGCAGUUAGUAAUAUUUUGUAAUGUAAAGCUAAAUAAAACUAACAAUCUAAAAUGCUUUACUGAGAUACUUAGGUCUGCUUCAUGACUAUAACUGAAUGCCAGCUUUUCUUUGGUUAAAGUUAGGAAAUAAAUGGUUAGAAGUUGACUUUUCUAAGGGCUGUAAGUUCAAUGUGCUGAUUUAAACUACAUGGAGACAUGGUGUUCCCAAUAGAGAUGUGGGGAAUAGUUAUGAGAUUUAAAAGUGGGUUCUCAGCAAAGAAGUCAUAGGUUCUAUCUUCAUGUGAAACAAAUCAUAGUAAAAGAAAUACUAGAGCUCAAACUAUGCCCUUUAUUGUCUGCUUUCAUCCACUUUGUGUAUACCAAGUGAUCUGACUCAGCCAUUUAAGUCAAUGCGUAACAUCUGCAGUCUCAUUAGGAAACUCCAUUAAAGAAUUUUUAAUUUCAUAGAUGAGUCUGUGGGAAGGAUUGAUCAGAAAUGGACUAGUUCCUUGUACAAAAAGUUGAAUUUCACUGGAUUGAACAUACUUUAAAAGGCAGAAAUACUUUUGUAAGAAUAAAGAGAGGGAGUUUGGUCAAUAAAUGUAAUAAAUGUGCAUUCUCAAGUUUUCUAACUUAUACGUUGCUUACGGGAAGAAACUUGGUAUACUUCCUUAUCCCCUCCUCCUCAUUGUGGACGAGGAAAAACUUCCAUUUCCUAUCUGAUCCAGUCUUAACAGAAAAAAAACAACAUUAGUUCCUUGGUACAAGAUGUCUGCUUGCUCAAAUCUAUUAAAAAAUGAAAAUACAUUUUCACCCAAGUACAUUUUAUUUUGAAGCAUUCUUUAGCCUUCUGACUUGUUUUCUUACAGAUUUUUGUGAAGUAAAUAAGUCUAUGUGCACAGGGGCCUUUUGGAACUGAGUACUAAACAAUUAUCUGAAUAAAAAAGUUUAUAAGGUGAGUUACACUGGAUCACCUAUACAGCUCUGAAGGAGUAGCUGAAUAAGUAUUACCAUUGAGUAAUGUUAGUCUUAUGAAUACAUACAUGAGAAACCAAACCCUGAGUGCAAUCUCUGAAUUACCUACUGAUCUAUUGAAUUGAUUCCUGUACUACAUGCUGCCAAGGGCAGGAUUUCUCCUUUAAGUAAUUUAAUUCAAAACAGAAAAAAAAUAUUAUUAAAACAAAGAAAAAAAUAAUCACAUUAAAUCUCUCAAUGUAAGAAAACGCUGGUGAGCAGAGUAGUAAGUGACUGGUAUGUGGUGUCUUCCAUGAAUGAAAGAGAUUACACUACUGGCUGUGAGAGCUCAAAACAUGAACUAAGGGCAAGAAAUUACCCUAUGUUUGUAUCUGUAAAACGCAGACCUAGCAUGGAAAAUCAGCACAUUUAACGUUUCCUUUGGAUUUUUUCUGAAUCUUCCCUCAUUUAGUUCCAUUUCUAGGUAGGUUUUGUUUUCAGGAGUAAACUGCUGAAUCACUCACAGGCAAAGUAAGAACUUAAUAACACUGAAUAUGGUCUCCAGAAAAUAGAUCAAAACAUUUCACAGUGCAGCAACCAUAGAAUUCCUGUUUUCAAAUUAUUACUUCCCAAUUUAAAACCUAACAAGCGCAUCACCUGUCUAGUCUUGGAUUUGAAAUCAUUCGCUUAUACUUCAAGUAUAAUUUGUCUACAGGUUUCACUGCAUCUGUCUCCCCCAGAACAAGUCUUGUUCUGAUAAGGCGGAUGGAGCCUUUGCUGACAGAAGUCGCUGUACGCGUCUGACAGCUGGAGUCAGGCUGCGUGCUUUGAAAAGUAACUGAAGUUUGUUUUUCAGGUAGACUUUAAAAUCAGCGUUACAAAACAGUAGGUUUUACCCUUAUUGCUUCAAGUCAUUUUCUCUGAUGUUACUUUCAACACCAUAACAGUGAGGUAACUCUACUGAGGCAGAUUGAACAAGAUCAAAGUGAAAGGAAAUAGUUAACUGAGUCUAUCUGGUGCCAUAUUUCAGAAGCUGUUUUAAAUACGAGGAUUUAAGCCUGUGUGAUAGCUCAAGUGUAACUUUACUAUAUUGCUUAAAUUUAAUGUGGACCAAUCUACUACAAAAAAUUACAUAAACCCAUUCAGCAUAGUCUGGAGUGCCUACAAAAGAGCAGCUUAAGAAAAGUAGUGCAUGCAACUUUCAGUAAUUACGUGAAUUAAGGCAAAUGUAUCCUUCAAUGCUAUACUUAGAAAUGCCUAUAGUACUUAUUAAAGAAUGAAAACAAAAACCAAACCAUCCUUUGUGUGCCCUAUGAAGAAAACAUGAGGAGAUAAUAGCAGUGAAUAAAGGACAAAACCCUCAGGGGUGCAGGAACUUAGAAGCCAGAAAGGCCAUGGAUGUCUUUGUAAGAAGCUAUAUGUGCAGUGUAACUAUUUGUACUUCUGUUCUGCAGGCAUACAAAAAGUCUAUAUCAGAAAAUCAAUUUCUAUGUUUGAGAUCCAUUCAUUAAUAUACAGAGCAGUCACAGGAGCAUUAUUGUGUCCUUGAAAUAAAUUAAAACCACUGGGUAAAUGUGCUCUAUUCAGGACCAAUAAGCAGCAAACAAAGCUAAGUGAAUUUAAAACUAAUUCAGGCUGUACUAGAAGAUCCACAUGAUUCCAACAUCCUACCUUUAUUUUAAUAUUGGACAUUAGUUUAUUCACUGACAAAGCACCAUUUAAUUGGGGGCUGAUCAAGGAAGCAUGACUUCUAUGAGCAAGCACCUUAACGCGCUAAAAUCGCCAAGAAAAUACUCACAUCAAUGAUGCACAAACACUUUUUCUCUCUGCAGGUUCCAUUUAAAGGUGCUGCAAUCUUUAAACAUCUCCCAGGACAGUCUCACAAGGAAAAACUAUUUCCUGGAGACACUACAUUUAAAAAAGUAAUUGGAAAUUCUCCUGAUUUUAGUACUAGAAGGCGGCAGAAUUGGAUUUUGCCACUUAUGUAUUUCUGCAAAGGACAGUUUAGCCAUUAAGAUUAUUCAAAUAAAUGUCAUUUUUAAUGGUCUCCAAGAAAGCAGGCUGACAAUAACAGCCAAAUUAAGAUCCACAUUCACCACCUCAGCCUUAUUCAUUAUUGGCCACACUAUUGACAUUGCCUUAAAGGCUGAAGAGAUGGUAAAGAUGUCCGCAUGAUUACAGGGAAAACGCUGAUCAAAGAGCAAUUGUUUUUAUGGCGUUAAAGGACAGGAGGGCCUUCGAGUUCCUUCACAUCACUGGAACAGCAAAAAUUGAAUAAUACUUGGGCUUGAGUGUAAUCUGAACUCUAGCUGCUGAAUGUACUUUAGCUGACAUGUCAUGAUUCACGAAAGCCAAAAUGUCACACAAAAAUUAGCAUCAACAAACUCGGUAAGCAGACAGCAUUCAAGCCAGACAACUCUGCUUUACAUCAUUUCAGGGAAAAAAAGUUUCAUUCUAGAGACAGUAAGAAAUUUCCUCAGACAGUUCUUAGAUUAUUUUGCAUGUUUUUCUUGACAGUUAAAUAAAAACUCAAUAGUUUAGGUCAAUAUGUGACCCCCAGUAGUGACACUACUGAUGUCUCAUCCCCACUUAAGCUAUUAUUAAUACAAAUGCUUUCCUUAGAUGGAACACAGGUUUUUCUCUCUAGGAGGGAUUCUGAGUAAGGUUGUUAUUUCUGCGGAGGGUAGCAUGUCCUAUGCCAAGGCUCAACUCACAUCUGUGCAAAGGACUGCGCAAAGGCUGCUGGAUGGAUUCUCCAGCAGGAAAAAGAAAGGCUGUGGGUCAGACUCACAGCACAUGCGUUUCUUGCACGAGAAAGCUUAGAUGUAGAACUGGACAGAAAAAUCAUCCUGCCUUCCCUCCUUGGGAGAUUUUGGUCAUAGAUUAGUUCAGAGCUUC
Messenger RNA from Cuculus canorus (common cuckoo), 9908 nucleotides. It is a transcript of the gene GABRA6, whose product is annotated as gamma-aminobutyric acid type A receptor subunit alpha6. The record is from RefSeq and is a predicted model, not a curated record. The transcript is spliced from 11 exons. Bases 320 to 1876 code for a protein of 518 amino acids. Gene Ontology annotation, biological process: regulation of postsynaptic membrane potential; signal transduction; chloride transport. Gene Ontology annotation, molecular function: transmitter-gated monoatomic ion channel activity involved in regulation of postsynaptic membrane potential; inhibitory extracellular ligand-gated monoatomic ion channel activity; GABA-gated chloride ion channel activity. Gene Ontology annotation, cellular component: neuron projection; postsynapse; synapse. NCBI's taxonomy places the organism in Eukaryota, Metazoa, Chordata, Aves, Cuculiformes, Cuculidae.